GCUUAAAACGUCUUCGUCUGCUGGAUAGACUAUAGAUGGGUAUGUGUGGAAACGAUUUAACUCGUUGUUUUAUCGACGCUCAUUCAUCCCCCUGCUUGGAAAAGUAAUGCCAUCAACAGGCCAGAGUGGGCUCAUCCAAUGAAAAAGUGGGAGUGCUGCAUGCUGCAUGGCAAUUGGCUGCCCUGGCCCUAGGCAGAUUGCGUGAGCAUGAAGCUCAGGGAUUAGAGAUGAUAUAGGCUUCUGUCCUUCCACAAUGGUUGUUCCUGAACCCCAGGAGAAAAUGUACUACCCUCCUGAUGACCUGAAGAGGGAUGCUCAUGUGCCUGAUCUUAACACCUAUCUGGCACUGUACAGGAAGUCUCUUGAAAAUCCAGAAGCUUUCUGGAAAGAGAUUGCUGAUGAGUUCUUUUGGAAGAAGCCAGCAACAGGACCAAUGCUGCAGUACAACUUUGAUGUGACAAAAGGCACCAUUUAUGUGAAAUGCAUGGAAGGGGCCAAAACCAACAUGUGCUAUAAUGUCCUGGACAGGCUUGUGAGGGAGAGGAAUCUUGGUGAAAAGGUUGCCUAUUACUGGGAGGGAAACUCCCCUGACCACCACAUGGCCAUCACCUACCGCCAGCUGCUGAGCCAGGUCUGCCGUUGCGCUAAUGUCCUCAAGCAAAUGGGUGUAAAAAAGGGAGACAGGGUGUCCAUCUACCUUCCCAUGAUCCCAGAGCUGGUCUACACUAUGUUGGCCUGUGCAAGGAUAGGCGCUGUUCACUCUAUUGUGUUUGCAGGUUUCCUCCUCUGAGUCUCUGUGUGAGAGGAUCGGUGGAUGCCCAGAGCAGCGUCACUGGUGACAGCAGAUGGUGUUUAUAGAGGGGAGAAGCUGAUCAACCUGAAACAGAUUGCAGACGAGGCUCUGAAGAAGUGCAGGGAAAAAGCGUCAUCGAGUGUCACUAAAUGCCUCGUCAUCAAGCACCAUGCAUUCAGGACAAAAAGCGGAGCUGCAUGCAACAAACUACAGACCUCCUGGGACCCAGACUGUGAUGUGUGGUGGGAUGAGGUGAUGAGAGACUCUCCUGAAGAGUGUGAGCCCGAGUGGCUGGAUACUGAGGAUCCGCUGUUCAUCCUCUACACCAGCGGCUCCACCGGCAAACCCAAGGGUGUUCUCCACACUGUUGGCGGGUAUCUACUCUAUACGUCGUUGACCUUCAAGUACGUUUUCGACCAUCACCAUGACGACGUGUACUGGUGCACUGCCGACAUUGGCUGGAUCACCGGCCACUCCUAUAUCACCUACGGCCCCCUCGCAAACGGAGCCACAAGCGUCCUAUUUGAAGGUAUCCCAGUUCACCCUCACAUCGGCCGGUUCUGGGAGAUCAUUGAGAAGUACAAAGUAACCAAGUUCUACACAGCUCCAACAGCCAUCCGCCUGCUGAUGAAAUACGGACGGGAACCGCUGCAGAAGUAUGACCUCUCCAGCCUGAGGAUUCUGGGUACUGUUGGUGAGCCGAUCAACCCGGAGGCGUGGGAGUGGUACCACGAUGCCGUCGGUCAGGGCAGAUGUCCCGUGGUCGACACUUACUGGCAGACAGAGACCGGAGGCCACGUGUUGACUCCUCUGCCUGCUGCCAUGCCGCUGAAACCAGGCUCCGCUACCUUUCCUUUCUUCGGAGUAGAGCCCACAAUCCUCAACGAACACGGAGAGGAACUGGAAGGCGAGGGCGAAGGUUAUCUUGUAUUCAGGAGGCCGUGGCCUGGAAUAAUGCGCACUGUGUACAGAAACCACGAACGCUUCGAGAAAACCUACUUCAAGAAGUUCCCGGGCUUCUAUGUAACUGGUGAUGGGUGCAGGCGGGACAAAGACGGCUAUUACUGGAUCACAGGAAGAAUAGACGACAUGCUGAAUGUGUCAGGCCACCUGAUGAGCACAGCGGAGGUGGAGGCUGCUCUGACGGAGCACCCGGCCCUGGCGGAGGCUGCGGUAGUGAGUCGGCCUCACAAGGUGAAGGGCGAGUGUCUGUACUGCUUCGUCACCCUCAAAGACAGCAGGGAGUUCAACCACAAGCUGGUGGAGGAGCUCAAGAGACUGGUGAGAGAGAAAAUCGGACCAAUCGCCACACCAGACUUCAUUCAAAAUGCUCCCGUGCUCCCGAAGACUCGCUCAGGGAAGAUCAUGAGGCGAAUCCUCCGGCAGAUCGCCCGCAACGAGAAGGACCUGGGCGACCUUUCGACCCUGGCCGACCCAAAGGUGGUGGAGGAGCUGUUCAGCAAGAGAUGUGAAGCUGCAGCCUGAACAAGCCCCUCCCCCUCUCCUUCUCUCUGUAUGCUCUGCAACAGCACACAUGAAGACAAAUCCCAAACUGCUGGUUCUGGGUCAGCAUCUGUGCUCUUGUUGGAACUGAAUGAAGGGGCUGGGAUCAGAAAUGUAUACCGCUGGCACUGAGACAUUUAAAAUUGUUUUUUCAGGUGGAGAAAAGAAAGUAGAACACAAUUGAUUUGUACGAAAUGUCAGUGGUUGCUUGUACAAGGCGACAAAUGGGGCUUUCGUUGCUUUUGCGUUUGGGUCAAAAUGUCAAACAAACUCGUCUCAGAAUUGCUUUUAGCUCCAUGUGUCAUAUUGUUGGAGGAGGAAGUUAAUGUUCUCUUUGUUAAAUUUUAAAAUAGAAAAGUCAGCUGUGCACAGCUUGUUUUUUUCGACUGCAGCCUGAUGUAUAUUUUCAAUCUGUGAUACAUUUCUAUAAGCUGUUGAUUGGCCCCCUCAUGUGGCAGGAAUCGCCCUCUACAGCUACUGUCUGAUGGUUUUCUGUAAAAGGCUUUAUACUCUCCUGCCUUUUGUCUUUUAAUGAUGCACAGAGCGCUCACAGGGCUUUGAGUGCAGUAUGGAGCUGUGAGGGAUGCAGAGAAGAAGAUAAUAGAGGGUUGUGUUAUCUGAAGUGCACUGGAUUCUUUUGAAAUUACAAGCGAGUGGUCUUAAAAAAAGAUGAGAUUGCAGCAGGAUGUUCUGAAAGUGGCUCAGUCGACUCCUCUCUUAUUUUACUAUAAAUGUUAUUUGUCUCCUCUACACCGUUAAACACAACAUGCAUGCAGCAAUAUACUGUAUGUUUGUUUAGGUGGGGAGGACGAGGAAAGAGGAGCCCAGAAAAAUGUCAAUGGGUAAUAUUACAUCAUCACCCCAGCAGCAGAGGAGGGGUUACCAUGGUAACCUCUUAAUUCUAACCCCCCCCCCCCCCCAUGCCAUAUGAUGUGGAAUUUACAGUUGUGUUGAUAAGACCGUUAUCCUGGAAUGUAUUACUGUUUGGCAACAUUAGCCCUUUAUCUGCUAAAGUCAUCUUAAUUAUUGAGAUUUUUAGUCUUAUUUCUUUAAUUAGUACCAAUAUGUUUUCAUUUCAUUGGGGGGAAUACUGUAAAUCAACAACACUAUUUUGAAUAUCUUUUUUUUCUUCAUUUUUCCAGUGUGAACGCACUACAUACUCAAACUAAUAAUAAUAAUUAGUAUGUUGAAUGAAUUUAGGUCAUGUAGUGUUCAGGGUUAAUGUAAGGGUAUAAAUGUAAGUCAAUGCAUUUUAAGUGUCAAAUUGAUUUUGCGACGAUUUUGUAAAAGACUAUUUUGGCAAUAAAAAGGUGUUGGAACACA
Cyclopterus lumpus (lumpfish) is the source of this 3619-nucleotide messenger RNA. It is a transcript of the gene acss2l, whose product is annotated as acyl-CoA synthetase short chain family member 2 like. Gene Ontology annotation, molecular function: AMP binding; acetyl-CoA synthetase activity. Bases 815 to 2278 code for a protein of 487 amino acids. NCBI's taxonomy places the organism in Eukaryota, Metazoa, Chordata, Actinopteri, Perciformes, Cyclopteridae. The record is from RefSeq and is a predicted model, not a curated record. The transcript is spliced from 20 exons.